AUGGAAAAUGACAAUUCUUUGGAGGAAAGUCUUAGAUCAAUGGCCAUACGUGCCAAUACUACAGAAACAGUAAAUGUAGGUCAAACUGAACUACCUAAUUUUAUUGAAAGUGGUAAUGAUCAGCCGGAUGAGUCUGUUGGCUUUGAUAACAGAACUGAUUUGUUUGUGAUGAGAACUAUUCAGUUCUUCGAAGAUAGAAAAAGAAUAGUAAUGCAGAGUGCUAAUGGUCCUUGUCCUCUGAUAGCAUUAGCCAAUUGCCUAGUAUUGAAAAAUAAGCUAAAUCUGCCAGGUGGCAAAACUUUCCCUGAUUCUUCGAGAGAAUACAUUACUUGUAAAGAAUUGAAAGAGCUUGUCGGUGGCUGCAUAGUGGAUAUGUCUUCUAUCGCGAAUGGAACAGGCGAACAAGAUAAUUAUGAGAAAACCUUACAUGAUGUUCUUAACCUUAUGCCGAAACUUGAUGACGGAUUGGAAGUUAACGUAAGAUUUUCUGGUGUGUCAACCUUUGAAUACACUCCUGCCGUUGCGCUUUUCGAUUUGUUGAAUAUACCGCUCUAUCAUACUUGGGUUGUUGAACCCGGAUCAGGCUUUGAAGAACAUGUGGGCAAUAUGACAUACAAUCAAGCCACAACUUUAGCUAUUGAGAACCCAAUCUUGGCACAGUUUCUCGAAACAACGAAGUCUCAGAUGACUUAUACGGGCUUGAUUGGUUUAGUAGACAAAAUGUCAAACAGAGAAAUUGCUGUUCUCUUCAGAAAUAAUCAUUUCCACACAGUUUUGAAAAUGAAUAAGUUGGCUCAUGUCCUUUGCACAGACAUUGGUUUCGUGACUGAACCAAGCUUAAUUUGGGAAGUACUUCAAAGCAUUGAAGGAGAUACAAUUUAUGUCGACUCCCGAUUUUCUACUAAUCAAAACAACAGAGAACCCGCUCCUACAUCUUCAAGCAGUGUUUCAGACUAUGAAUUAGCUAAACAAUUAGAUGCUCAAUAUAACGGUUUGUCUCCAGAAGGUGCUUCUUCCGAAAGCGCAGUUCCAUCAGCAAGCACCACUAGUCGUCCUCCUGAUAGUCUACCUUUAGAAAACAGAAGCCAAACUGGUCAUACAGAGAGAUCAACACCCAAAACACAGAAGUGCUCUAUUGCGUAA
Messenger RNA from Auanema sp. JU1783, 1143 nucleotides. NCBI's taxonomy places the organism in Eukaryota, Metazoa, Nematoda, Chromadorea, Rhabditida, Rhabditidae. The record is from the annotation of a GenBank genome assembly.